AUGGUCCAGAGGGAUGAUUAUAGAGGAGGCACCGCAAGUGCAUUUGCAAUAAGAGAGGGGGUCGGCAGCGGCGGAAAGGAUGAGAAAGAAACUAAAGCCCAGGAAGAGGUGAAGCAGGAGGGUGGUGGUGGUAGUAAUAGCGGUGAUGAUGAUAGUGGUGGUGGUGGUGGUGGUGGUGGUGGUGGGGGGGAAGCUAGAGCUAGGGAAGCUGCCGCUGAUGGAGCUGUUGGAUGUGGAAGAGUAGUGUUCUGUUAA
Messenger RNA from Orbilia oligospora ATCC 24927, 255 nucleotides. RefSeq lists its product as uncharacterized. NCBI's taxonomy places the organism in Eukaryota, Fungi, Ascomycota, Orbiliomycetes, Orbiliales, Orbiliaceae. The record is from RefSeq and is a predicted model, not a curated record. The coding region runs from base 1 to 255 and encodes 84 amino acids. The transcript has 2 exons.